Messenger RNA from Nelumbo nucifera (sacred lotus), 1873 nucleotides. Its product is annotated as 2-alkenal reductase (NADP(+)-dependent)-like. The record is from RefSeq and is a predicted model, not a curated record. Lineage: Eukaryota; Viridiplantae; Streptophyta; Magnoliopsida; Proteales; Nelumbonaceae. Gene Ontology annotation, molecular function: oxidoreductase activity, acting on the CH-CH group of donors, NAD or NADP as acceptor.
AUUCACCCUUGCGGGUAUUAUGUAAUCUCUCACACUCACCCAGGUCCCAUAAAUAUGACAAAAGGCUCAAAAUAUAUAUGGAGAAGUAUGGAUACAUCCGAUGCAGAAUUCUGAAUUCCAGCCCCUCUACUAGUGGCCCUUCCCCUAUAAACCACAUUCUACCCGUGAAUUUGACAUCAAUUCAUGGUCAUAUGCAUUCCCCCUUAUUUUGGGCUAUAAAAUUCUGAUCUAGGCUGAUUGGUCAUUCUCCCAAAUAUAUAUCAAUACGAUUAUCGGCAACAAUUCUUCUUCCUCUAGUGUCAGCGAGAUGCUCAGCGUUGCUUCAUUUGGAUCUUUCGAUCGAUCCGUUCACACUCAUUUUACAUUGAUGGCGAUGAAUACAAAAUACAUAUUCUUCUCGUGUAUAAUGACCACAUUCAUGUUUUGAUGAAUUUGCCUUUUGUGUCCCUCCAUCAAUGGUUUGGUUGUUGUAAUGAAAACUUCAUUUCAGCUUUGAGGUGUGGAAUUGGGACCGACCAUUUUCGUGCAUUCACGUCAGCUGCGACGUAUACAGAGCUCAGACCCUUCAAUAAAUAGGAAUGAAACGUGUUCGAUGAAAUGCGCUAGCUAACCAUACCGAUUUGAGACCAGAAGCAGACUCCUUUUUGGGGGAGAGGACUAAAAUGGCAACUGAGAAAGUCGUACCCAACAGGCAGAUUUUGCUCAAGGACUACGUCAGCGGGUUCCCAAAGGAGACGGACAUGGUGCUGACAUCCACCACAACGAGUUCCAAGGUUCCACCAGGGUCUGGAGCUGUGCUUCUGAAGAAUAUCUACUUGUCCUGUGACCCUUACAUGCGAGGUCGCAUGUCAAAGCCCAUCUCUCAAAAUUACGCUGAUUCUUUCGUUCCUGGGUCGGUUAUAUAUGGUUAUGGUGUAGCUAAAGUGGUCGACUCAGAACACCCAGAUCUCAAGGCUGGUGACUUGGUUUGGGGGAUAACUGGAUGGGAAGAGUUCAGUUUGGUCUCCAAUCCGCGAAGAUUACUUAAAAUCAAACAUACUGAUGUGCCUCUUUCAUAUUACACUGGCAUCCUGGGUAUGCCAGGUCUUACAGCAUAUGUAGGAUUUCAUGAGAUAUGCUCUCCCAAGAAGGGGGAAACUGUCUAUGUGUCAGCAGCAUCAGGGGCUGUUGGGCAACUUGUUGGGCAGUUUGCAAAGUUGAUGGGUUGCUAUGUAGUUGGAAGUGCUGGUAGCAAAGAAAAGGUUGACCUCUUGAAGAAUAAGUUUGGGUUUGAUGAUGCUUUUAACUAUAAAGAGGAGCAUGAUCUAAAUGCAGCCCUGAAACGGUGUUUUCCGGAAGGCAUAGACAUUUACUUUGAGAAUGUGGGGGGACGCAUGCUUGAUGCUGUGCUUUUAAACAUGAAAGUCCAUGGUCGGAUUGCAGUUUGUGGAUUGAUAUCUCAGUACAACCUCCAUGAGCAGGAAGGUGUACAUAACUUAUUUUGCGUUAUCACGAAGCGCAUUCGAAUGCAAGGGUUUAUUGAGCCUGAUCACAAACACUUGUAUCCACAGUUCCUUGAGCUGGCUGUUCAGUAUAUAAGGGAAGGGAAGAUAGUCUACGUUGAAGAUAUUGCUGAAGGCCUGGAAAAUGCCCCCUCUGCUUUGAUUGGACUCUUCUCAGGUCGGAAUGUUGGAAAGCAAGUUGUUCGUAUUGCUCAUGAGUAGUGCACGAAAAUAGACUCACCUCUAAAUGGUUUUGAAUAAAUAUAGCAUUUAAGUGAUGUAUCAGCCAGUAGAACUCUACUGUUUCAAGUUGUGAACCAGGAUAUCUUGUGAGUGAAUAUGCUUGUAAUUUUGUAGUUAGUAAUGACGAUUGACGAACAGAGGUGAAUUUA